AUGAUGGUACCGGUGAUCUUGGCGGCAUUCUUGGCUGCUGCCCUCCUCCCGGGGCCGGCGUCUGCACACGGGGGACUGUCCAACUACACGGUUGGCGAGACUUGGUAUCGAGGAUACGACCCCUCGACCCCACCGGAAGAGCAGCUCAACAAACCCUGGCUCACCCAGCGCCAAUGGACCACCAUCGACCCCCUCUUCAGUCCCACCUCCCCCUUCCUAGCAUGCAACGACCCCGGCACGCCCCCCCCGUCCUCCAUCCCGAUCAGCGCGGGCGAGGUCAUCACGGCGGUGUACUACUACUGGCUUCACCCCGUCGGCCCCAUGACCGCCUGGCUCACCCGCUGCCCGGAGGACAACUGCAACGCUGUCAACCUGACCGAAGCAAAAUGGUUCAAGAUAUGGGAGGCAGGCUUAUUGGAUGGGACACUAGAGCUAGGAACGUGGUAUCAGAAGAGUUUUCAGCGAUGGGAUGGGGAGCCGGGGUUGUGGCCGGUGAGACUGCCAGAGGGUUUGGGUAGUGGGAGGUAUAUCAUUAGACAUGAGAUUCUCAGUUUGCAUGUUGGGUUCAGGCCUCAGUUUUAUCCCGAGUGUGCUCACUUGGAGGUGACGGGGGGGAAGGAAGGGAAGGGGGUGGAGGGGGAGGUCCCGGGGGGGUAUCUGAAGGUUUUUCCUGGGGCGUAUGAUCAAGAUGGUGAGUUACCUAGUUGUGAAUUGGGAAGGGAAAAAGGGAAAGGGUUGAGCUGA
Podospora anserina S mat+ is the source of this 744-nucleotide messenger RNA. RefSeq lists its product as uncharacterized. NCBI's taxonomy places the organism in Eukaryota, Fungi, Ascomycota, Sordariomycetes, Sordariales, Podosporaceae. The coding region runs from base 1 to 744 and encodes 247 amino acids. The record is from RefSeq and is a predicted model, not a curated record. The transcript is spliced from 2 exons.